Messenger RNA from Daphnia magna, 3537 nucleotides. Its product is annotated as vascular endothelial growth factor receptor 1. The record is from RefSeq and is a predicted model, not a curated record. The transcript has 16 exons. Lineage: Eukaryota; Metazoa; Arthropoda; Branchiopoda; Diplostraca; Daphniidae. Bases 272 to 3262 code for a protein of 996 amino acids. Gene Ontology annotation, biological process: positive regulation of kinase activity; cell surface receptor protein tyrosine kinase signaling pathway; protein phosphorylation. Gene Ontology annotation, molecular function: ATP binding; transmembrane receptor protein tyrosine kinase activity. Gene Ontology annotation, cellular component: signaling receptor complex.
CACAUACGUUUAACGUCCUUGGUUGCUGAGCCAGGAAAAGGAAAUGGUAACCGCCGUUUUUUAUUACGUUUAGCUCGUCGUUUGUCUCCUUACGGAAAUGCUAAACAGUUAUCAGAAAUCUAGUUGACAUUGGCUGUCCUCUGAAAGUCAAUCUCAACCGAAACUCGGUUUCUGAUUGUUUGUCUUUUCAUUUGCUGUUGUGUGAAGUGCAGUGACUCUCGUAUACUGGUGCUUUUAAGAAGUGAAUAGAAAGUGGAUUUUGAUUGACCUAAUGGCCAUUGCAAUGGCGGUAAAUGGGAUGUUGCUACGUCGUUUAAAUACUACAGGAUUUUUUCCGUGGGUAAUAUCGAUCCAUCAAGUGUUUUCAGUCAUCGUGUUAAUAUCGAACACGUACGGUCAAGUCAACGAAUUAAACAAAAACAAUGGGAUUAUGCUACCCAAUGUUGCAGAACGAAUCGUGAAAGCAGGUGACAACCUAACAAUCACUUGCAUGUUUAUCCAUACGACAGAUAUUGAAUGGACAUUACCAAAAGAUCCUUCUGCAGCGACCAGCAAACGUAUGGAACGAAUAGUACGUGAGGCAGUCUUCCAGAACGAAACUCACGUUUCAUCGACGAUAACAUUGACAAAGGCCACUGCAAAAGACACGGGAUUCUACGGAUGCUUUCUGCCUCAAUUUCCUGAGCUUCGAGUCAAACAAUACAUCUAUGUCUACAACCGUAGAGACCUUGUUUUUCUCAGUGACGAUCUGGGCAAGUUCACUUUGACGAACGGCAAAAGAGCUGAUAUUCCCUGCAAACCGACUCAUCCGGACGUGCGCGUGUCACUCAAACGCUGGAAUAGUUUUACAGUUGAGCCAUUAUCAAAGGAAGAAACACAAAUUGAUUUGUUAUCGGGGCCGAAAUGGAUUCUAGAUGUGCAGAGCGGAUUGACCUUGAACCAAGCGACCCUAAAUGACUAUGGCAGAUACGAAUGCGUUGGCAAACUUGGCAAUUCGACUUCAAAAGUGUUCUUCAACAUCGUCAUGAAUGGAAUUGAAUUGACACGAAAUGGCAGUGAUCCGGUGCUGGAAGGAAGUAACGUCACGUUGGUCUGCCGAUCUUAUUUAGCCACCACUCCGCCACAAUGGGCGUAUUACCAAAAGGUGAACGACACCGAAGAACUCGUUCCAAUCGACGAACAGGACCCACCGUCCGAUUUCGCUAUAGACAUAGUGACGCAGAACAAGACGGCUCAGGGAGAAUUACCUUCCUUACGCAAUUACAAGAGUUUGUUGGUGAUGACGAACAUCUCCAAACGUUUCCCGACAAAGUUUCGAUGCAUGACACGUGGACUCGGCGAUAACUCGGUUACGACUUCUGCAUUGUUUGCAAAUACAGCGCCAAUGCAUUCCUUCACAAUCAUAAAGCCUGUAGUACCUUUCAUAGUCGACCCGGAGAAUUCGACAGUUUUGCUUGUCCUGGGACGCGAGACGAGUUUAAGGUGUGACGGUUAUGGAGUACCUGUGUCUACCUUUCAAUGGCUCAAGGAUGGCCAAAUUCUAGCCCAAAAUCGAUUGAUUUUAUCGACUGGCAAUUCGACAGUGUUGACUCUGCAAGGAACAACAGGUGAUAACGGCAGUUACGCUUGCCGACUGAGCAACAGCAUAACGCAGAGCUACAAAUAUUUCGAUGUCAAAUUCACCGACGAGUCUCAAAUGUCCAUCGCUUUGGUCAGCACGGUCUCCGUUGUGGUAGUCAUCCUCAUCGUGAUGCUCGGUACAGGAAUCAAACUCUACCAAGAUAAGAAGCAAAAUUUUUUUCCUGGUGCUCAAGCAUUGCUCAGAGGAAAUCAAAGAGAAAUUGACCAACAACUAGGAUUGGACGAACAAGUUGAAAUACUGCCCUACGACAAACGAUGGGAAUUUCCCAGGCAUCGACUUAAACUCGGUGUACAAUUGGGCGCCGGAUGUUUUGGUCGGGUAGUUAAAGCUCAAGCUAUUGGUGUUAAGGAUUGUGAGGAUACCGUCAAAACGGUGGCAGUGAAGAUGGUGCGAUCGCAAACGAAUGCCACAGCUCUCGAAGCUCUGAUUAGUGAAUUGAAAAUUAUGAUUUACCUGGGAGCGCAUCUGAAUGUCGUUAAUCUGUUGGGAGCUUGCACGAAAAGCAUCGUCAAAGGGGAGCUCUUAGUUAUCGUCGAAUAUUGCCGAUUUGGCAAUUUGCAAACGUAUUUGGUCAAACACCGCAACCAUUUCAUUAAUCAAGUGGACGAGUUGGGCAAUUUUCUGACGGAUGCGGAAAUGCAGGAGAGAUGCAAAAUGUCAGGCAAGACGAUGGAAUCGAUGAACGAUUGCACGGCUGUGAAUUUAAAUGAAAUGGAAAUGACAGCUCAACAUUCAGCGCAUUUAAACAACGAAUGUUCUGUUCCAAUGGCUGAGGCAAAUCGAUCAAACGAAGCUAGUGCUGCUGAUGGUUUAGAACAUGGCGAUGACGAACGCCCGCAAUCCAUGUGGGUUUGCCAACAAGACCCCGAGACUGCAAGAACCCACCAGUCAUCCAUUUGCACAGCUGAUUUGAUUUCAUGGUCUUUCCAAAUCGCUAGGGGCAUGGAUUACUUGGCUAGCAAAAAAGUCAUCCAUGGCGAUUUGGCUGCUCGCAAUGUUUUGUUGGCCGAUAACGGAGUGGCCAAAAUAGCCGAUUUUGGUAUGUCCCGCAAAAUGUAUUACAAGGGAAAUUAUAAACAAUCGGGACAGGGUUUGAUGCCAGUCAAGUGGAUGGCAAUUGAAUCGCUGACAGACCGCGUUUUUUCAACCCAGUCAGACGUCUGGUCCUAUGGCGUUUUCGUUUGGGAACUUUUCACGCUUGGUAAAGUGCCAUAUCCAGGUAUGGAAGCCAAUCACGAGCUGAUACGGCAACUGGAGAAGGGCUACCGAAUGGAGAAACCUGAUUUUGCGCCCAAUUAUUUUGGAGAAAUCAUGACGAGCUGUUGGAAAAUGGAUCCGAAGGAGAGGCCAACCUUCAGCCAAAUCGAAGAACUUGUUUGCAGCCAAAUGGAAUCGACAGUGUGCGCUAACUAUUUCAAUUUGAAUGAAUCCAAUGAAAAAUGCAACCGAGAGAAAGUCGAUCCUCCGGCCACUGAACCCUUGGGGCUUGUACAAUUGCUGGAUCGUGACGAGAAGCUGAGAAAAUCGAAAUCGUUGCCCCUCAGUCGUGCCAAUGCUGUGAGUAUUUUCAGUCAGAUCAGAAGAGGCUGGAGUUUGAACGAACAUUUCAUCAUCGGUUGAGAGUAUGGAUGAAAUUCUUCUUAACAAGGCCUAUGGAUAUAGGGGCUCAUUGAGAGCUCGAUGUUUCGUCCAACCGUAUCGUUUGUUUACAAUCGUGGCCUUGACUAUAUGCCAGUAGUUAACAAAUUCUCUGUACCAUUUUCACAUUUCGUUGAGUUUUAUUUAUUAAUUUCUUUUUUUUUCUCAUUUACCUGUAUAUCGUAACGUAUUCAUUUUUCAUUACUGUUUCAUCUGCCGUUAGCGGCAUCUGUUCCACUAAAUUCGACCCUUUUCAA